Messenger RNA from Tricharina praecox, 1212 nucleotides. RefSeq lists its product as uncharacterized. The record is from RefSeq and is a predicted model, not a curated record. NCBI's taxonomy places the organism in Eukaryota, Fungi, Ascomycota, Pezizomycetes, Pezizales, Pyronemataceae. The coding region runs from base 77 to 967 and encodes 296 amino acids. The transcript has a single exon.
CAUCCACUGCCCUCCCUCCCAUCUACUUCAACCCCCCCACGCCUUCCCCCCCCUCACCACGACCAACACGACAACCAUGGCGACCAACCCGGCCAUGGCCCCUCCUCCGACGACGACCAAGCCCGCGAAGACGACGAUGCGGCACGCCGGCGACUACAAGCGGCGGCUCCCGUUCUCUCGUCGCCUGCGGCACCACAUGCGGAACACCGCGAACCUGACCGGCGAGCUCGUCCCCUUCGUUAUGGAGAAAGCGUCCUUCUCCGCUUUGCCCAACGUUGGGCGCACAGGUUUGAUCGGGGUUCGGCGCACGCUCCCAUUCCAUGAGUUUAUUGACCGCAACUUUAGGGGCAUGAUGGAAGACGUGCACGGUGCGGGGGCGGCGGCGGAGCGCCGCGGCCUCGUCAUCCGCAUCGGCAAAACGCUCGACGCUAUCCCCCUCGACAGCUUGGCCGGCGAUACUCACACCGUCGAACAGGUCUGGAUGACUUUUAAGGACGUGGAUCAGGCGUGCUACAUCGUCUACUACGAACAGGGAGGAGGAGAUGGCUGGAAGAAAUUCUUCAAGAUCAUGCCAGACGAGGAUAUGACUGGAAUGGUUAACACGCCCCGUCAGGCUCGUCGCAUCGAGAGACAGGCGCGCAUUCAAGUUCAGGCCCGCGCCGCUCGGCGUCAGGCUCUUCAAGCUGAGCUCCAGGCCCGCGCUGUGCGCCGUCACGCUCGUCAGGUUGCGAUCCAGGGCGUCGCUCAGCGUCAGGCUCAAGUUCAGGCUCGUCAGCUUAAGACCCAGGCCCAGGUUAAAGUUCAACCCCUGGCCCAGGUUAAAGUUCAGACCCAGGUUCCAGUUCCAGUUCAGGCUCGGGUUCAUGUUCUGCUCCAAGCCCGCGCCGCUCGGCGUGAGGCUAAAGUUCAGGCCCGCGCCGCUCGGUGUCAGACCCGGCAGGACUUGAAGGCGUAUAUACUGCGUUAAUACAAUAUACCUAGUCGGCAAGGACACAACGACGGAUAACCUCUACUGGACUGGACUGGCAUGUCGGCUUCUUCGUAGCUUUUUUCUAGAAAAAAAAGGACGAAAAAAGGGUUCACUUUCACUUUCACUAUUUCUAGUUCGUCUAUUUCUGGUUCGUCUGUUUUGCUCUAUUUGCUCCGUGAUUAGACCGGUUCCCGGUAAUAUGUAACACCACCCAGUGCACGCACCAGCACGCCCUCUAGGCU